GCUGACGCGCGGCUCACUUGUUUCGUGGCCUUCCGAAAUAUGUCAACCCUAGCAAAAUUGUAGUGAAAAAUAUCAGAAAAACUUAUUUAUGUUACAAAAUUUUAGUUCAGUGUUCCAAUAGUUGUGGGUUUUAAUCAUCACAAUGUCUAAAAGACCGUUAGGGCCGGGGCCCGGCGCCUAUAUGCUGCCGACGAAUGUCGGGUUCCCGGCGCACGACCCGUCGCGCGACCGCGCGCCCAUGUACUCGUUCGGCACGCGCGCGGACUGCCGCGUCAAGGCCAUCGGGCCCGGCCCGAGCUACCGCAUCGACCGGGUGACGCGCGACGGCGUCGUCACGUCGCCUAAUUGGAGCUUCGGGGCCAGAUUUCCAGCACGGUCUACGCUCCGCACGCCAGGGCCGGGCGCUCACGCGCCGGAGCGCUGCCCGCCACCGACAGCCAGAGCCCCGCAGUACUCGAUGGGCGCGCGACUCGGCUACGCUCUGAAGCGAAUGGUGCCCGCGCCCAACGCCUAUGCGCUUCGCAUGGGCCCGGGCACACCCGCCUGGUCCAUGGCGCCGCGCUCCGGCUACAACCUCAAGUCCAAGUCGCCAGGGCCCGCGGUUUACUUCCAGCAGAACACCGACGUUUACAAGACUAAGCAACCGAUUUACUCGCUGGGUGCGCGUUUGGGCUUCCAGGGCCGCACCAAGACCCCCGGACCUGCGGCUUAUCCACCCAACCUCUACAACAUUAAGAAGAAUCCGUACUCGUACUCGUUCGGCAUCCACCACGGCGCUUAUGCGCCGCCAAUGAUCGUCAAAGAAGAUACCAUGGACUGCCUGUGAAAAGUUAGUCGUCGUAGGGAGUCAACUGUAACGAAAAAAAAUAGUCGACCGGCUGAAUUCGCAUGGUCACGCUGGGACUGUGGGACUUCUUUCCAUGUUCGGUACCACGACUUAGGGACGCCUGGAAUGAGUACUUAGGCAACCAAGUGCAAAGAAGAAGACCAUAUCUAUCUGCCUAGAACAGAAAAAUACCUAUUACAAUGGAAUUGAAAUCAUGUUGUUAGGGAUUAAUGCUGUAUUACUACAAAUUUCUCUUGUUUAAAAAUCGGAUGUAACAAAACAAAUGCGACUAUUCAUGCUGACUGUAAUUUCAUUGUCGUCAUGCAUAUUCUCUGUAAUAUAAAAAUGGAAUAUACUUUGGAAUUAAAUGUAUAUUAGUAAAGGAUCUAUAAAAUUAGAUUAUAGCCGUAAGUCGCCCAUGAAAAACAAAAUUUUAUCCGUAACCUUUAAAUAGUAAAUCCGGAAACACAAUCUUCAUUUUAAAAUUUAUCCUUUUUUAGGGGUACCUCUAAUUACUCUCGAAUGCACAAUUUUUCUACAGAGCAAGACGUGGGAAAUCGAUUUGUUAGUGGAAUUGUAAAACUUCGGUUUGUAAAGUGAAAGUGAACUUGAUUUGCAAAAUUACCUUAUUGUGUGUUUUAUAAAAUAUUGUUGUGACGAAAAUGUUCAAAAGUUUAAAUACAAUGUUUACGAUUUAA
Molecule: messenger RNA, 1524 nt
Organism: Cydia strobilella
Lineage: Eukaryota; Metazoa; Arthropoda; Insecta; Lepidoptera; Tortricidae
Product: ciliary microtubule associated protein 1A-like
Exons: 6
Coding region: 143-826 (227 amino acids)
Source: RefSeq, a predicted model, not a curated record